AAAUUCUAGUUCUUGCUACGAAAUUCAUUUUGACAAAAUUAAUUUUGUCACAAUAAGUUCACUUGUUGUGACGAAAUAUAAUUUUGUAGUAUCAAGUCGCCGACAGUGGAGUUGUUGUGACAAAAUCAAUUUUGUUAUGAUAUUUUGUCACAACAAGAAUGGCGGGAAAAUUUCUUGCCGGCCGGAAUUGGAUGUUGUCACGAAAUAAUUUUGUCACGAGAAGUUUGUCACAAUAAAGGAAUGUUUCGGAUAUACCAUGACAAAAUCGUUUGUCACAACAUUAAAUUAUUAUUGCUACAAUUCAUUUUGUUGCAAAAGAUUUGCGAUUGCACAUAUAGUGACAAAAAAAAUUUGCUUGCUAUUGCUGUAGGUACUUGCAACAAAAUUAUUUGUCACAAGAGAUUUAAUUGUUGUGACAAAAUUUCAUGUGUGGCAACAAAGAUACAAGAGAGAGCUAUGAUGACAAUACUGAUUUCGUCACGAUAGUUGGUCGCAAUAGUUUUAGUCUUGCUACCAAAUAUUUUUGUCACCAUAAAUUUGUGGCAAUAAAAUUUUAUUUAGAUUAAGGUUACAAAAUAAUUGGUCACAACAAUGAAUUACUAUUACUGCAAAAUAUUUUGUAACAAAAUCGUCAUGAUUGGACACAUUUAGGUUUAUAGGCAAUACACCGUUAUACUCAGGCCCGACCCAAGGGCAAGGCCUAAGAGGCCUAGUCCUAGGGCCCUCAAAUUUGGCCCCAAAAGAGGGCCCACCCGUUAAAGGAAGUUAUAUAUAUUACUUGUUUGCAAUACAAAUCGUAUAAGCUUCCUUGGUUCAAUGGUACUAAAAUGAGGAUUGAUCGCACACCUUGGCUGGGCUUGAUUCCCAUUCUAGACAUUCUUUUAAAUUUUUAUUUAGCAAAAGAUAGGUUUGUGGAAAAAUUUGUGGCUAAUAAGAUUCGAACUUGUGCCUAAUAGAUCACAAGCGAACACCCAAACAACUGAACCAAAACAUAUGUUACAAUUGUGAAAUGUUGUCCAGUAUAUUUAUAUAAUUAUAUAUAGAAUUAUCUCUUAUUAUUGUUUAUUUGUAAAAAAUUUAAGGCCCUACUUAAUAAAUUGGCCUAGGGCCCCCAAAUACUUUGAUCGACCCUGCUUAUAGUGCCCCACCCAAGACCUUUGUUUGCGAUGUCAACCAUUUAUCUUCUACAUUUUAGAGAAUAGUUCUUUGCACAAACAACAAAAAGUAAUCACAUACCAAAUAUUUAAUUUUAUUGUGACACAAAUAUUUGAUAUAUGAAUGUGUGGACAUAACAUACAGAUAAUUAAUGUGUAAAACUUAAAGAGUAGCGUAUGAGGUAUUUGAUUAUAUGAAUUCAUGGUGUACACUACAACAAACUAGGGAUGUUGUGACUAGUUUUUUUUUUUUUUUUGGCGACCAACAGAUAUUAGUCUCUAGAAAUUUACAUUUUGCAAUCAAAACUGUCUAUCUGUUACAUAAUAUGAAUUAGAUAGUUCUUAGAAAUGAUGAGGGUAAUUGGGUAUAGUUAGACACUUGAUCGGACAGAAAAUAUGAUUUUAUUUAUUUAUUUGAAUCCAGAUGAAGGAGCUUUCUGAACCCAAUCGAGUCAUAAAUUUACAUGAAUGAUUUAAUCGACAAGUACAAGGAAAUCAACGGUAUCGAUCGUCAUGGUUGUGUCAUAGUCGCGUGGCUACUACACAUUCAACUACAUUAGAUGACUUAGUUUACUACCAAGUAAGUUGAACGUAUAGAUUUCAAAGGUCAUUGCUGAGUCUAUUCUUAUAAUAGGUGAUCUAAACCGUUAGAAUUUCUUAUCUUACCAAUUCCAUCAUUGGUACCCUAAAUUGAAGAUCAUUAGAAAUUGACAACCAUGUGAUCAGAGGACAUUCAAUGUGUCCGAUGUUAUUAAAGUCUUGUAAUGCACCACCUGAUCACCGCCCAAGGUAUUUCUUUACAAUUGGAACCUUCUAUCUUUUGAAUCUUGUAGAGGAGAUCAUUCAUACCAAUAAUGAAGUUUAUCGGACACCCGUAACACCUCAUUGGAAUAGUUUAGUCAUGCAAACUAAUUAGACUCAUAGUUUUUCUAUAUAAAAGUGUUUCAAUAAGGUAGUUGCAGUUAUCCAACGGAAUUGAUUUUUUACAAGUCCACUCAAAAAAAUAUUUAAAAGUUAAUGAACGGUUUGGAUCACUUGUGCGGUACUUUAAGGUGGGCCCCGUAUUUCGGGCGGUACCCAGCGGUACCAUUGUGUAUGUACUGACAGAUUUUUUUGGAUCAAUAAAACCUUAAUUUCAGAUUUUUCCCAUGAAAAUUGAACGCUAUAAGCUACACUAAAAAAUUUCGCGGUCAAAGAGUUAGACGAUUUUUUCUCUAUCGGUUCUCCUAUCACCGACUAAAAUUUUGCGCGCUAAAGGAGUUAGCGAUUUUUGCUCUGUUGGUUCUCCUAUCAACCCCGAUUCCUUUAAAUUCGCUCUUAACACACCUCUUCAGUCUAGGGUUUUGAAGCUUUAGCGGAUUUUAGUGGAAAAAGUUUUGAUUGAGAAGAGUUUUCAUCUCAAGGGUUUUGAAGCUUCGGCGGAUUUCAGAGAGAAAAGUUUUGCUUGAGAGGAGUUUUCAUCUCAAGGAUAGAUCAUGGACAAAAGUUGGAUGCAACUUAAAGACAGAUGGUGUUCGACAUACGUUGAAGGGGUGAGAGAUUUUCUGCGAAUUGCAAACACUUAUGCUGGUCAGGGUGGCAAAAUCCAAUGUCCAUGUAAAAAGUGCAACAAUGUGUACAUUAGACAACCACAUGAAGUUAAGCAACAUUUGUUUUUGCAUGGUAUUUUGGAGGAUUACUCUCCAUGGAUACAUCAUGGUGAACCUUCAUAGUCGCGUGAUCAAAAUGAAGCUAAUGAAUUAUGUGAAGAGGACGGGCGAGGUGACUGGGAUGAGAACCCGUAUAAUGAUGUUCACGAAAUGUUAGAUGAGUUACAGACGGGGACAUUUGCAAAUGCUAGGGCGGCUGAAGGAUCAAGUAGUAAUCCGCCUAAUGUCCCUGAAAGAGAAGUGGACAAAUUUGAGAGAUUGUUGAGAGAUGCAAAGUGUGAGUUGUAUCCGGGUUGCGAAAAUUACUCUAAAUUGUCUUUCCUACUGAAGAUGCUUCAUUUGAAAACAACUCAUAAUUCUUCCAACAAACUGUUCAAUAGUAAUUUAAAGUUGUUUAAGGAUGCUCUUCCAAAUGGUGAGACACUUCCAAAAUCCUAUUAUGAGGCAAAGAAGUUAAUGCGCGAGCUUGGCCUUGGUUAUAUCUCCAUACAUGCAUGUCCAAAUAACUGUGUCCUAUUUUGGAAGGAAAACAAAGAUUUGCAACAAUGUCCGAAUCCGGAUUGUGGCGCUUCUAGAUGGAAACAUGCUCCAGGUAAGCGUAAAAAGAUUCCUCAAAAGGUAUUAAGAUACCUUCCUUUAAAGCCUAGGCUUCAGAGGUUAUUCAUGUCCGCAAAAACUGCGCAAGAUAUGAGGUGGCAUAAAAAUAAGUGCUUUCAAGAAGAGAAUAAAAUUAGGCAUCCGGCAGACGCCAAGGCAUUGCAAGAUUUUAACAAAAAGCAUGAGUGGUUUGCUCAAGAUCCUCGCAAUGUGCGACUUGGACUUGUAAGUGAUGGAUUUAAUCCAUUUGGCAGUAUGAGUAACAAUUAUAGCAUGUGGCUUAUGAUUCUUAUGCCUUAUAACUUGCCUCCUUGGAAAUGUAUGAAAGAACCAUUCUUUAUGAUGUCGUUGCUUAUACCUGGACCAGACUCUCCAGGUAAUGAUAUCGAUGUCUAUUUACGGCCAUUAAUCGAUGAGCUGAAAGAAUUGUGGGAAACUGGAGUCGAGACAUAUGAUGCAUAUAGUGGUGAGACAUUCCAGUUACAUGCCGCGGUAUUGUGGACUAUAAAUGAUUUUCCUGCUUAUGCGAUGUUGUCUGGGUGGAGCACCAAGGGGAAAUUGGCAUGUCCAGUUUGCAACAACGAUACAUGUUCUCUGACACUAAAGAAUGGACAAAAGCAAUGUUACAUGGGCCAUCGUCGAUUCUUGGAUCACAACCAUGUUUGGCGGAGAAGUAAAAAGUUUGAUGGUAAGCAAGACCAUAGGUCAAAACCCGAAAUAUUGUCAGGGGAGGAUGUCCUUAGGCAACUGACCCAUUUUUCAAAUAUAAUAUUUGGGAAGCCACCUAAUAAGAAGAAGCGAAAGCGUACAUAACAAGAGUUGAAUUGGACAAAGAGAAGUAUAUUUUUUGAAUUGCCAUAUUGGAGCACUCUUAUGUUGAGGCAUAAUCUAGAUGUCAUGCACAUCGAGAAGAACAUAAUGGAGAUAUUGCUAGGGGCAUUGUUGAAUAUAGAGGGCAAGACUAAAGAUUUAGUGAAGGCUUGCUUGGAUUUAGAGUUAAUGGGUAUAAGACAGGAAUUGCAUCUACAACGAGUUGGUGAUAGGUAUUUGAUGCCACCUGCAUGUUACACUUUAGCUUUGCCAGAAAGAAGGAAAUUUUGUGAAUGGUUGAGCUCUGUUAAGCUUCCAAAUGGGUAUGCAUCAAACUUGUCUCGUUGUGUAAAUGCUACCACUACUAAAAUAUCAGGGAUGAAGAGCCAUGAUUACCAUGUAUUCCUACAAAGGUUACUUCCAAUUGCAUCACAUGGGUUUUUACAAAAGAUGUGCACACUGUUUUAUCUGAGUUGAGCUAUUUUUUUAAA
Molecule: messenger RNA, 4701 nt
Organism: Rhododendron vialii
Lineage: Eukaryota; Viridiplantae; Streptophyta; Magnoliopsida; Ericales; Ericaceae
Exons: 3
Coding region: 2954-4213 (419 amino acids)
Source: RefSeq, a predicted model, not a curated record